UUAAAGGAAAUCAAAAAUCGGUUAAUGGAAUUGGUUUAUAUGACCUGUCUUUGGACGGCUUUACCUCUUCUAGUCAUGUUGUCUUUUCUCGUGUUGAAAAGUUUUUAAACGAACCAGAACUUAAUCGCAAAAAUCCUAUCACAAGUAUUAAUGAUCCUUAUAUCGGAUUUAAAAACGCAACUUUCCGAUGGCCAGAUGGUGAAGAUUCUAUAGAUAAUUCUUCCGUUUCUGUAGACUUAAACACGUCAAAUCCAUCGAAUAAAUUCACUUUGAUAAAUUUGAAUGUAUCUUUCCCUGUCAACGAAUUGUCAAUAAUCUGCGGGCCCACGGGUUGUGGAAAAACAAGCUUAUUGAUGGCAUUAUUAGGAGAAAUGGAAUGUUUAGACGGCCAUGUGUUCUUGCCUAGGACGAAUAUAGAAUCUCCGAAUAAAUUGGGAGGUGCGCCGAGUGGUAUUGCUUACGUUUCUCAAACAGAGGUUUUACGUGUUUGCGCCCUCAAUAAAGAUCUGGAAAUUCUUGAAUUUGGGGAUAAAACAGAAAUCGGUGAAAAGGGAAUAACGCUUAGUGGUGGUCAAAAACAACGAUUAUGUCUUCGUGGUGCUGCUAAAGUUGUAGUUAUGAAAGAUGGUCAAAUAUUAGUUGAAGGGUCCGUAGAAGAAAUUUUAGCUAAAGGACUAUUGGACGGUGUGACUUUUGAAGGUGAAGAGUUAAGGUCCUCUGUUGAGGAUGCUAUGGAUGUGAAAUCUCAGAAAAGCAAUAAAAAUAUUCGUGAAGGCGAUGGACGACUGAUUUCUGAGGAAACAAGAGCUGUCGGUAUGGUUGGAUGGAAAGAUUACAAACUCUAUUUGGUAGUAUCCGGCGGAUUUUGGUAUUGGUUAUCAUUUCUUCUUAUGCUUGUAGUUGCGGAGAUUAUUUCCGUUGGUGCAGAAUGGUGGAUUCAAGUGUGGACCAAUGCUUAUAACGAUGUUUACAAUCAAAUCCAUCAAUUUGCUACGACUAUAUGGAAUAUGGAAACAGUUGACCAGAUCAUGGGCUAUAUUACUUUUGGUUUUCUUAAUUCGUGCAUUUCUAUCACGUCAGUGAUUAUUGUCGUUUCAAUUGUAAUGCCUCAAUUCUUAAUAGCUGGUGUUUUCAUUUCAGCAAUGUUUAUAGUUAUUGGAGCAUAUUAUAUUGCUGUAUCCAGAGAUUUAAAACGUGGUCUAGUUGGACUUUCCACUGCUUUUAUUAUUAUAUUUAAUCUUUCCAAAGGAAUGGAUCCUGGUUUAGCAGGUUUCGCAUUGAUAAUUGCUUUAAAUUUCACCGAACAUUUAAUUUGGGUUAUUCGUUUGUAUGCCAUGCAGGAGUUGAAUAUGAAUUCAAGAGGAGAUAUUCAAGUUAAAAAUCUCGUUAUGCAAUAUGCACCUGAUAACCCCCCGGUAUUAAAAGAUAUUUCAUUCCACGUUCAACCUGCCGAAAAGAUUGGAGUUGUUGCUCAUCUAAUCGAUGAUGCAACUACAGAUUCAGGCACUAGUAAUGAUAGCAAAUUAUCACAGAACGAACAACCACAAAGUCAAAUAACAUGGACUCUCGACGAACCCGUUAGUGAAAAUGGUAACAAUUAUAGUCAAGGUCAACGGCAGCUGAUUGCACUCGCGAGGGCAUUGCUUCGUAAAUCUAAGUUGAUUAUUAUGGACGAAGCAACAGCUAGUGUAGAUUUUGAGACAGACCGUAUGAUUCAAAAAACAAUACGUGAAGAGUUUAGCGACGCAACUCUACUAUGUAUUGCACAUCGUUUAAGAACCAUUGUAGAUUAUGACAAAAUUUUAGUGUUGGAUGCUGGAAGAAUUGUGGAGUUUGAUCAUCCAUAUAUUCUCCUCCAAAAGCCAGACUCAAUGUUUCGUGGAAUGUGUGAUCGAAGUGGUGAUUUGGCAGAAUUGGUCAAAAUUGCUAAGGCAAAAUAUGACAAUGAUUAUGGCAAUAAUUAUGGCA
Molecule: messenger RNA, 1968 nt
Organism: Racocetra fulgida
Lineage: Eukaryota; Fungi; Glomeromycota; Glomeromycetes; Diversisporales; Gigasporaceae
Source: the annotation of a GenBank genome assembly